AUGAAGGUGAACCCAAGUGUUGGUCGCAUUUCGAAAAGAAAAGCGUCGGUUUUGUCGAAUUCACGAGAAUGCAAGGACAAUUCGCAGUCGACUCCGUCGGUGAAUCUUCGUGCUUUCACGAUAUUUAACAUGGAGGAAUACGACGUUCGUUUAACAAAUCAUUCUGAGGCCAUGCUAGGCCGAGUGAAUGAUUUGCGAAACUUAGAUUGUUUUGCGGAUGUGUUGUUGUGUUGCGGUGAUCAAAUCUUGCGAGCUCACAAAGUGAUCCUUGCGUCCAGCAGUGGUUAUUGGGACUCCGUGUUCCGCCGGCUUCCACCUGAAGCUUCUGUGCGGUAUCCGAUCAUUGUUAUGCCGGACACGGCUGUCGAGGUCCUUCAGCUCAUGUUGGAAUUCAUCUACCUUGGACAAGUCAGUGUGACCAGUGAGCAAAUGCCCGACUUCAUGGCGCUUGCGGAAAGGCUUCAGAUUCAUGGCUUGGUGGACGCCAAGAUGCCGAAGCUUGCCUCAAAUGCGUCUGCCAAGAAAGACGUGAAGAACGAAUGCUGGAUGGAGGAUGAUGCGUCGGAGCUUGCACCUGAAGAUGAGGAUUGUGAAGAUAAGUUGGAAAUCAAAGGAGAAGCAGCGGAAGAGCUUGCAGCAAGUCCAACUAAUGUCAAAGGAGAUCUCAUUGACGGAGAGGAUGUAAAUAGUAACGGGAUCGAAGUUAGUAUCCCGGAGGCAAUUUCUCCUGACGACGAAAUCAAGCGAGUCACCAAAUACAUGUGGAAGGGGACGGGUGUGGCAACAAAGGCUCCAACCUAUUUUUGUGCUGUCUGUGGUUUCUCCUCACCGUGGAGUAAAGUCGCAAGAGAUCAUCAAAGGAUACACACGGGUGAAAGGCCGUAUUCUUGCACCACUUGCGGCAGAAAAUUCUCCGUUCGCAGCAACCUCCGGAGGCACCUCCGCAACAUCCAUAACAUCGAUACUCAACCUGUUGCGGGCGAGCAGAAUGGGAAAACGCCAGUCCAAGUGACGAAUUUGCUGAUCGGACGUAAUCGAAAAUGUUGUUGGACAGCAGUUGUCAAGCGUUACUUCCAUGGAAUGAACAUUUUGGAAUUCGCUAGGAACGCAAAAUUUGUCCCUGCGAUUGGGAAUUCGUGUCCUGGAGCCUUCAGUUGGACGGCGAUGACGAUGCCCGUUUGUUCGAUCUUGAGGGCUGCUUGCUACGACUGUGUUCGCAUAUGCCACGAGUGAUCUACGAUGAAUCGUUCGCAAGAAGAUGAUGCCUUCAUGUGAAUGAAUUGGCUUAUAAUCAUAAAUAUGUACUUUUUUACACUGUCGUCAGUUCAGGUGGCCGUGACAAAAAAUUCAAAGAGGAAGAUUCAAAAACCUGCAUCUCCGGCGAUUAUGAGCAAUAAACGUUCGAAAAGAAGGGACACUGCGUGAGUUCA
Notodromas monacha is the source of this 1430-nucleotide messenger RNA. Lineage: Eukaryota; Metazoa; Arthropoda; Ostracoda; Podocopida; Cyprididae. The record is from the annotation of a GenBank genome assembly.